AUGGGCUCCGGGAAGAAGAAGAUAGAAAUAAAAAAAAUUGAAAAAGAAUCAUCCCGAAUGGUAACAUUCUCGAAAAGACGCAAGGGUCUUUUCAAGAAAGUUCGAGAAUUGCAAGCCAAAAUUGGGGCCAACGUUGCCGUGAUUGUCUUCUCGCCGGCCGGGAAUCCCUACACGAUGGGAGAUAUAUCGUUGUUCGAUAAUGCUCUGAACAAGGGUACCGUCCCUGCUUCCGGUGGUGCUACAUUUAAUGGGUUCGAUUUCGAGAAAGGUGGGAAGGAUGCGAAUGCUUUUUGUGCAAGUACCAGCAAUGGUUUGAGGGAGUGGUUGGAUGGGAUAGACGUGGAUGGUUGUGCUGAAAUCGAGGAAUUACUGCGCAUGAAAGAGCAGUUGCUGGUGGCUAGAGAGAGGAUUCAGGGGCUGAUUCGCAACACGGCGGCCUUCGCUGUAAACUACCCGGCUUACCCUUCUUCCAUCGCCCGCGCUGUCGAGACUCUCGGCGGCACUGAAGCCAUUGCCAAGGCUCGUAGUUCAGAGUCAAAUAAGUUGGAACUCCACUUCCGCCCAGAAGAUCCGUAUUCACACCCUGCCUUUGGAGAACUUCAUACUUGCAACAAUUUUUUAUUGAGAAUAUCAAAGGACAGAGUAAGCAAUGCCCAAGAUCCUGAGCUUAGAAAGAGGGUAUCAAGCAGUUCUUCUGCUGAUCCUGUUAGUCUUGAACAACAUGAGUCCUGUUCUGGAUCGAUAGAAACUACAGCAGAAGCUGAGUCCCAGGUUGUUGAGGAACGGCAAGAACAUCUUUCUGCUGAUAUUGUUGCUUGCAUAGGAGAAGCUUAUCAUUUUAAUGGAAUGGUGGAUUACCAGCAUGUUAUUGCUGUCCAUGCUGACAUUGCCAGACGAAAGAAGAGAAAUUGGGCUGAAUUUGUAGAGAAGGGUGGCCUUAUGGAUGUUGAUCAGGAUGAUUUGAUGAUCCUAGUACCACCGUUGUUCUCGCUGAAGGAUAGACCAGAAAAAAUAGUGUUAAAACCAUGUAUACAUAGCAGCUCGAAAACGAAACAAGAGGAUAUGAACCAGCAUCAUCAGGAGAGGAAUAUGGAGCCAAGUCUAGCACUUGAUAUUGAUAUUGAAGAGAUCCCAAAAAAGGUAAACUGGGAGAAAUUCAUACCUGAAGGUUCAGAACAAUGGGUUUUGCAGAACAUAGUGGCUGAGCUGUUCAAUGAACGACCAAUAUGGGUAAAAGAUUCAUUGUCUGAGCACUUGCUUGACAAAGGUCUGGAAUUUGGAGAAAACAUGCUCAAAAGGCUUCUGUUCAGAGCGGCUUAUUACUUUUCAACUGGGCCAUUUUGCAGAUUCUGGAUCAGAAAAGGAUAUGAUCCUCGCAAAGAUCCCGAGUCUCGCAUAUAUCAAACAAUGGACUUCCGUGUGCCAGUACCAUUAAGAAGCUACUGUGAGGCUAAUUCAGCAUCAAGACUGAAGCAUCGCUGGGAGGAUAUAUGUGCCUUUCGAGCUUUCCCAUAUAAAUGCCAAACUUCACUGCAGCUCUUUGAACUUGCUGAUGACUACAUUCAAGAAGAAAUAAGAAAACCGUCAAAUGUAGAAGCAUUCAGUAAGGCAACAGGAUGGUUCUCAGCCAAUGUGCUUGAAACCUUGAGACACCGGGUUGCUGUCAGGUUUCUGUCAGUGUAUCCCAAUGCUGGUGCAGAGGCAAUCCUGAAAUCUGAAUGUGACCUCUUUGAAAAGUCAAAAAAGAUGCGUCUGUAUCCAAAGAACUUGAAAGCAAAUGAGGAAAGGCAGCAAGACAAUAGAGAAGUGGUUGAAAAUCAAGAAAAGGAACCAAAUGAUGAAGUAGAUUAUGAAGAAGAUGAGGUGAAUAACAUUGACGAUGACAUUGAUGAAGAGGAUUUUGAUGCAUAUGAAGCGAUAGACCCGAUUGGGUUCCAGGAAGGGGAUUUUUCUCCACAACAGGAUUCCUAUACAGACCAUGAGAACAUGUCCAGAAAUUAUUUGCAAGAGCUCUUUGGUAGUUUUCCAUUUAAUGCAGCAGGCGAUAAUGAAAUGCCUGAUGCCAAUAUUAGUGAUGGAGAGUACGAGAUAUAUGAACAUUAUAGUGAUGAAAACUACUCCAAUGAUGAUGAGUACUAGCUUUUAAUUGAAUGCUGAGUUUGCCAAUCAAGCUGAAGAUGCAGCGAGAAGCCAGUGACUUUUGUAAAGCUGGAGAACUCUUUAGUUGUCCUUUCGCACUGUAGGCUCAGAAAUUUAGUGUAGCUGGAGUAGGAUAGCGAAAUCAAAUUUGUAUAUAUACUUUUAGUUCACUUCUUCCUCUUUAGGGGUCAACAGCGAGGUAUGUUGAUACUCUAUAUAAGGUUAAAAGUUUCUUCUAUAUUUAAGCUAUC
Molecule: messenger RNA, 2390 nt
Organism: Coffea eugenioides
Lineage: Eukaryota; Viridiplantae; Streptophyta; Magnoliopsida; Gentianales; Rubiaceae
Product: general transcription factor 3C polypeptide 5-like
Exons: 16
Coding region: 1-2139 (712 amino acids)
Biological process (GO): transcription initiation at RNA polymerase III promoter
Cellular component (GO): transcription factor TFIIIC complex
Molecular function (GO): protein dimerization activity; DNA binding
Source: RefSeq, a predicted model, not a curated record